Eruca vesicaria subsp. sativa (arugula) is the source of this 497-nucleotide messenger RNA. Lineage: Eukaryota; Viridiplantae; Streptophyta; Magnoliopsida; Brassicales; Brassicaceae. The record is from the annotation of a GenBank genome assembly.
AGAAUGGUGUCAUCGUCUUUUUUAAGUUUAGAUGCAAAUUUCUCAGACUUGAGAUUAAUAACUGAUUUGUCUUUUUCGGAUUUAAAAUACGGAAUAUAUUCCCCUACCGGUGUUUGAACACAGAUUUCAUCAAUUUUAAAUUAACCUGUGUACUACAGCAUCAUAACCACAACAGCAAGACCUUCAUAGGGUUCUCGUCAUCCAUGAAGCUCUUCAGCAAAUUCCGCAAGAUUCUUAUGAAGAUCCUCUUCAUCGUUCCCUCCUCAUCUUCCUCUGCCACCGUACGUCGUCACAAAACCGCCGAUUCCCGCAGUGGCAGUGAGAGGCUAGAGACGCCAAAGAUAUCGUGCAGUAAUUCGUACUACUCCUCUCAGUCUCACUACAGUGAAGCUAUCUCAGAUUGCAUUGACUUUUUCAAUAAGUCAUCGGUUAAUAAUAUGUCUCACCAAGAACGUGAAGACAAGAUUGUUCAUGAACUUAUAAAAGAAGCGAUGUGA